Molecule: messenger RNA, 481 nt
Organism: Aquila chrysaetos chrysaetos
Lineage: Eukaryota; Metazoa; Chordata; Aves; Accipitriformes; Accipitridae
Product: feather keratin 2-like
Exons: 3
Coding region: 200-481 (93 amino acids)
Cellular component (GO): intermediate filament
Molecular function (GO): structural constituent of cytoskeleton
Source: RefSeq, a predicted model, not a curated record
GCACACCCCGCCUCAUUACUUGCAUGGAUGGGCCAUGCAAGAGCUGCUUGCUGCAAAAUGACAUCAUGCACAAAGGCUGACUCACCCCUCGGGCACUUGAGGCACCAGCAUAAAAGCCAGACCAGCACCUCUCUCCCUCACACACUUCUCCCGACGCCUUCUCCUCCACCGUCAACAAGGGCCCCUCCACACCGCAGACAUGGCCUGCUACGACCUCUGCCGCCCCUGCGGACCCACCCCGCUGGCUAACAGCUGCAACGAGCCCUGUGUCCAGCAGUGCCAGGACUCCCGCGUCGUCAUCCAGCCUCCCGCCGUGGUGGUCACCCUGCCAGGACCCAUCCUCAGCUCCUUCCCCCAGAACACCGCCGUCGGAUCCUCCUCAUCGGCUGCCGUGGGCAACGUCCUCAGCUCCCAGGGAGUGCCCAUCUCCUCCGGAUGUGUCCAUCUGACCCUGGCGGAAGCUUUUAAGUGUGGCUAUUAG